AUGCUCAUAUCAAACUUUUGUCUUACCCUCCUCAGCCUGCUCAUCGGUGUGAGCGCUGCUCAUGCCGAUCUUGUGGAGACUGUCGAGUCCACACCUGCUGUCAUCGACCACCUCAAGGAAGUCCAGAGUCAGACAGUGGAAAUGGCUUUAGUUGUUGAGAAGUGGAAUGGCGACAUCCUUGACGCGAUUGCCAUCUUGACCGCAUCCGAUUCCCUCCUCAAGGCCAUCGACGAUGGCACCGAUACGGCCAGAGACCUGCCCAAGAAAAUGACUACGCGGCAAGCUAUAAAGGUCAAAAGGGCAACUAAGGAGCUUCUGAAGCAUAUCAAGUCCUCGCUGGGCACCAUCGCCCGCUCGAAGCCGCUGUUCGACCACGCAGGGCUUACCUCAACGAUGAUGUCCAAGCUCGAGGAGACCAAGGAGGGGGCGGAGAAGCUCAUCGCAGCUAUCGUGGAUAAGUUGCGCGUCGGAAAGGGAAUCGGGAGGAAGCUGGGAAGGAAAAUCAGCGCUGCGUUUGACUACGCCAUCGAAGAAUUCUCCAAGGAGGAGCCUUGA
Diaporthe citri is the source of this 555-nucleotide messenger RNA. RefSeq lists its product as uncharacterized. The record is from RefSeq and is a predicted model, not a curated record. NCBI's taxonomy places the organism in Eukaryota, Fungi, Ascomycota, Sordariomycetes, Diaporthales, Diaporthaceae. Bases 1 to 555 code for a protein of 184 amino acids. Gene Ontology annotation, cellular component: extracellular region. The transcript has a single exon.